This is a messenger RNA of Entelurus aequoreus (snake pipefish), 2026 nucleotides long. RefSeq lists its product as uncharacterized. NCBI's taxonomy places the organism in Eukaryota, Metazoa, Chordata, Actinopteri, Syngnathiformes, Syngnathidae. The transcript has 2 exons. The record is from RefSeq and is a predicted model, not a curated record. The coding region runs from base 544 to 1758 and encodes 404 amino acids.
CCAACUGAGAACGUGCCUGGUAUGUUAACGUUGUAGGAGCCAUUUAAGGCAUCUUUAUUUUUGUGUUGGCAUUACUUUCUUUUGUCACUAGGUGGCGGGCAUUUUGGUUGAGCAGGGCAGGGGGGAAGGCAUAUGUAGGAGCACAGGUGAGCCAAACAAGUAAGGACUCAGGUGUGGGAGCACAAACCGUUCUUACCAGCAGCAGACAACAGCAAACCACAGCAGACAACAGCAACAGGCAGGAGAACAUCUGACACAAUAUCACUGCAAUAAUCCCUGGAUCACUCCCUCAAACCUGUUGAGUAAUGACAAUAAAUUGGAACAUUUGAAGGUGAUGAUUGCCAUUACAUUCAAGUAAGAACGGUGCUCUUCGAGUGAAAAGGACAACAAGAAGAACACACAGAAGGACAUCAAAAAGCCGCAAGAGGACAAACUGUGCCACGGCCACGCUGCUGCUCAUCAGCCAGGGUGAUUGGAAACACCUGCCAGCUCUAUAGGGUGAGUUGUGUGGAGCUGAAAGCAGCACAAGGGACUUGGCCAAUUAUGUCUGGUGGCAAAGAUGAUGUACAGCCACAAGGUGGCGAAAAUGUGGAUCCUGAAAAGGAAAAUGUACAAUAUUUUGGAAAGGGAAAAAGAGCCAUAACGUAUACUGCCAAAGGCUUGGAAAUGAAAGUUGACAAUUAUCAUAAAGCAAUAGGAGCAUGUGUUAAAAAAGCUGCUAAAAUAAUGGACACAAUGAAGCAACUCAUGCAUUCAAAUGAAAAUGAUGAAAAUGCAAAUGCCGUAAGAGGUCACUUGGAGGAAUUGAUUCAUUUGUGUGGAGAGGCAAGGGAAAAUCAUUCCUCAUUGAUUGCCUUACCAUUGCCUGAAGAGGAACUUGAUAGAAAAAAUGACUGGUUUCAAGAAAAGAUUAAGAUACUAGAAGGUUUCAUAAAACUUGUGCAUGAAUGGUUAUCAGAAGUGAAAAAGCUAACCACACAUGACACUGCCCCUGUGGAAGAGGAGUCACAAUUGCAUGUCUCUGAAACACAUGGCUCAGUUGAAACGCAAGUCCAAGAUGAAAUGCAUGUCCCACUUGCCCAUGAUGAACAUUUAUGUAUUACACUUUCUGAUAUUGGAGCCCAGGACAGUGCAUCAAAUGUCUCAGUCACACGCAGUUCCAUAACAUCAACAACCUCUUCUACCUCAUCUGCUCGCAUUCGAGCCCAGGCCGAAAAGGCUGCUCUAAUGGCAGAAGCUGCUGCAUUGGAGAAAAAACAUCAGAUUGAAUUACAACAAAGAAUUCAACAGGAACAAUUCGCAAAACAACAGGAACAAUUCGCAAAACAACAGGAACAAUUCACAAAACAACAGGAACAACUCAGAAUGGAAAAGGAAAAGUUGGAAAUGGAAACCAAGCUGGCAGCAGCAAAUGCAAGGGAACAUGUUUUUGCAACCAUGGGAUCUAUGGAAGGAUCAAGACUGUCAAGAAUGAGCUCUGAAUCACACAAGGUAGCUGCUGCUCCAAAGAAAACAAUGCCCCUCUCUGACACACAGGUUGGGAAGCCAAAACAAUUCAUAUAUGAAAAAUAUACCGAAGCUCAUUACAUGACUCCAAGACAGGCUGCUCACUCUUUAAUGCAAGCUGACAAUCUGUCAAAAUCAACUGUACAAAUGAAAAAAGAGGAUGUUAAAGGUCAUACAGUUCACACUACAUCCCCUGUCACAAAUGCCAUCAAACAAGAUCACAUUCUUGAUUUACUAAAAAGCACAACAUGAUUUUAAUGCCUUAUUGGUUAAGCAGAAUGUCCAUUCCUCUUUACCAUCAAGAGACAUACCUGUGUUUGAUGGAGAUCCGUUUCAGUAUGAAACCUUUAUAAGGGCAUUUGAAUAUGGAGUGGAGAAAAAGUGUGACACCUAUGACUGUUUGCAUUAUUUGGAACAAUAUACUAGAGGGCAUCCAAAAGAGCUGGUUCAAAGUUGCCAACAUAUGCCUCCGUCCCAGGGCUACCAGAAGGCAAGACAGCUACUCAAGGAACAUUUUGGU